Molecule: messenger RNA, 1268 nt
Organism: Tripterygium wilfordii
Lineage: Eukaryota; Viridiplantae; Streptophyta; Magnoliopsida; Celastrales; Celastraceae
Product: GRF1-interacting factor 2-like
Exons: 4
Coding region: 239-868 (209 amino acids)
Biological process (GO): cell population proliferation; positive regulation of transcription by RNA polymerase II; leaf development
Cellular component (GO): nucleus
Molecular function (GO): transcription coactivator activity
Source: RefSeq, a predicted model, not a curated record
AGAAGCCCAACCCAGUAUCACCGUGCAACAAAUUCCCAAAAGCACAAAAUCCCUAAUAUUCCCGACCGCGACCUCCAAUUGCUUUCCAAAUCUUCAAGCUCCUCUAGGACCUCUACUACUCUACUGUUACUCAAUUUUGAAGCUUUUUUUUGAUGUUGUUGGGACAGUUCUAGUGUUAGUGUUAGUGUUAGGGUUUUAGGUUCAGGGUUUUUGCAAGAACAAAACCGCAGCAAACAAAAUGCAGCAGUCCCCGCAGGGGCAGAUGAUGCCGGUGAUGCCUUCAUUUCCAUCCGCAAACAUCACCACCGAGCAGAUUCAGAAGUGCCUUGAUGAGAAUAAGAAGUUGAUUCUGGCAAUAUUGGACAAUCAAAACAUUGGAAAGCUUGCUGAAUGUGCCCAGUAUCAAGCUCAGCUUCAGAAAAAUUUGAUGUAUCUUGCUGCGAUUGCUGAUUCACAACCACCUGCGCAAACAUUGCCUCCUCAGAUGUCGCCACAUCCUGGAAUGCAGCAGGGAGGAUUUUACAUGCAACAUCCUCAAGCAUUGGCAAUGGCUCAGCAGCCAGGUUUCUUUCCCUCCAGGAUGCCAUUACAAUUUAAUAAGCCACAUCAAAUACAGGAUCCACAACAGCUACAUCAGCAGCACCAACAAGCCUUCCAGGCGCAAAUGGGAAUAAGACCUGUAGGGCCCAACAGUGGCAUGCAUCCAAUGCAUUCAGAGGCCACACUGGGAGGUGGCAGCAGUGCUGGCCCAACUUCAAUUGCAGGAUCAAAUUAUGUGCGCGGUGGAAGCACUGAGGCUGGGGCAACUGGCACUGAUGGGCAUGGGAGCUCCGCUGGUGGGCAUGACGAUGAUGGUGAAACAAAAUGACAUGGCCCCACGUGUAUACUGGUAUUGCUGUGGUGAUCUUUUGAUAGCUUGAGCUAAGGUCCACUGUUUUCUUUUAGCCUCUAACAGAUUAUGUAGGUUGUGUACCUCCUAGCAAGCCAAUGCCAAUGAGCCAAGUGCAAGCAACUGGUGGGAAAUAGUUUAGUUGUGGAAAUGACAAAGGAAGCGUGUGUUCAUGCACUCAGAAAUAAGAGCUUGUCGUCUCCUGUUAUACAUUUAAAGUUGUAGAAGUUGCAAAUGCAUGCAGUGCAUCUAUCUUUCUUGUCUGAUCGUAUCCAAUCGCUGUUUUUAUUUCUAAUAAGUUGUAUAUGCAGGUUACUUAUUAUGUAAAACAGUGCAGGAACCGCAUAAUUAUGAUUUGCAUUGUGAGUUCUAUCACCUA